Messenger RNA from Parasteatoda tepidariorum (common house spider), 6159 nucleotides. RefSeq names its product neogenin. Lineage: Eukaryota; Metazoa; Arthropoda; Arachnida; Araneae; Theridiidae. Gene Ontology annotation, cellular component: membrane. Gene Ontology annotation, biological process: cell-cell adhesion. Gene Ontology annotation, molecular function: protein binding. The record is from RefSeq and is a predicted model, not a curated record.
CUUCGUGGCGCAAAAGGGACUCCUCUUGGCGAUCUUCCAAAGGGGCAACCCAUGAUGCUGGGAGAAUGAAGAACGGCACCAGACGCUUUGGCGGCUUUGAACUGGGGUUAACGGUUCACGCGCAAGAGCGGAACAACGGGAAAAAGUGAGUGUGUGUGCGUUGGUGAGACUGUUAUGUCAGAAAAGUUGAGUGGUAAGAUCGUCGUUUGGAUUAUCGUCUGCCCAGCAUUAGAUUUUUGCUCUUGAUGAUGUUGUGGGUGAGGAUUGCCGAGGAUCGGAGGCCAGUGACUUUUUAACCAUGACUUAUGUACUUCAAUUUAAGAAUCAUCUGAACUGGGUGAAAGGAAUUGUGAUCGUCAUUUUUGCAUGGGGAAUCCCUUUUACAGCAGGUUCAUCGGCAAUCCUUAAAGAGCUUUACUUCACCAUUGAACCAUCUGACAUUGUGACAGUUCGAGAUGCUCAAGUUCUUCUGAACUGUUCAGCCAAAGGACCUUCUUCACCCACAUAUGAAUGGAGGAGAGAUGGAACGACCGUUCAGUUCAUCGGAGACACCAGAAGGUCGUUAUUGUCAAACGGAUCCCUGUUCAUCAGUGAAGUCCAUCACACACGAAACGAAAGACCCGAUGAAGGAAUAUACCAAUGCGUCGCUUCACUCCCAGAAGUUGGAACCAUAGUCAGCAAACCCGCCAAACUCCACAUUGCCAAUCUCCCCCGAUUCGAUGAACAACCCCACGACAUCACAGUCUAUCCUGGACAAACGGCAUAUUUCCCUUGUUCCAUCCAGGGUCAUCCUCCAGCCGUUAUCUCUUGGUAUAAAGAUGAUCGAAUGCUGAGGAUGGAAAAAGAUCGAUUCACCCUCUUACCAAGCGGUGCACUGGAGAUUCACAAUGUCCAGUCGACGGACAGUGGAACUUACAAAUGCAACGCCUCGAAUGUGGAAAGGCACAGAAUCAGUUCUUCAGGCACACUCACUGUCAGUUUGGACUAUGCUGAAGCCAAUAAACUAUCCGCACCACAUUUUAUAGCUGUUCCAAGAAGCACUUUUGUUGUCGAGUCCCAGAGCAUUACUCUAGAUUGCGCUGCUAAUGGAAAUCCCACCCCUAAAAUCACAUGGCUGAAAGACGCCGCAACUAUCGAUGUUCAGGAAGGAUCAGAAAGUAGACACAGAAUAAUUGGUGCUGGCAGCCUAUUGAUUGAUCCUGCCCGAGAAGGCGAUGAGGGUACAUACAUGUGCAGAGCAGAAAAUCACAUAGAUUCUGUAGAUUCAAGUGCUUCUUUAGAAAUUCAAGUGCCGCCAAGAUUUACCAAGAAGCCUAAGACAGUAUAUGCUUACGAAAAAGAGGAUGUUGAGCUUGAAUGUGAAGUGUAUGGUAAACCAGAGCCACAAGUCCAUUGGUUAAAGAACGGUGACGUCAUUGUUCAGAGUGAAUAUUUUAAGCUUGUGAAUGGUUACAAUCUCAAAGUUCUUGGUUUAGUCCGGUCUGAUGCUGGAGUUUAUCAGUGUUUUGCUACAAAUCCAGCUGGGUCAAUUCAAGCUGUUGCUCAGUUAUUACUUCUACAACCAGCCACGCCUUCUCCAAAACCUUCCUCCUCCACAGGUGAUAAGCCGCACAGUAAAGAUGUUCCCACAACUCCUGUUGACGUCAGAGCGGUCAUCGUUUCCACCAGAUUUGUCACCCUCUCUUGGUCACCACCGGAAAGGACAAAUGGAGAAAUUAUCGCAUAUUCAGUGUAUUACAGAGAAACAACAUCAACCAGGGAACGCGUGUUAAAUACAACUCGGCUUAGACUAGAAGAAAUUAAUAUUCAAGGCCUGCAACCUUCGACGAAGUACCAGUUUCGUGUUGUGGCAUAUAAUCAACAAGGACCUGGAAUCAGCUCUGAGGAAGUAGUGGUGGAAACUCAGGGAGAAGUACACGUACCAGGAUCUCCAAGAAAUUUGAAAGGUGAAGCCCUCUCCCCCACAUCUAUUCAUGUCCAUUGGGAAAACCCCGAAACGGUGCCUGAACCUGUUCAGAAAUAUAAGUUAUUUUAUAUGGAAGAAGGUACAUCGGAAGAAAGAGAGGUAUCAAUUGUUGAAACUAGUCACACUCUAAGAGGUCUACGGAAGUUCACUGAUUACAACUUUUGGGUAGUAGCUUUCAAUAAUAAUGGUGCUGGACCGAACUCAGAUGAAAUAUCAGUAAAAACCCUGUCUGAUUUUCCCAGUGAUACUCCGCAGAAUGUAACAAUUGAAGCCUCUAGCUCAAGUACAAUUAUUGUUCGUUGGGAACCUCCGCCUAAAGAAACUCAAAAUGGCGUCAUAAUGGGAUAUAAAAUUCGAUACAAAUUGAAAGGAAGCCGACGAGGCGAUACAGUUACGACAGAUGGAAACAGGCGAUUAUACGCUCUCACUGGUUUAGAGAAAGGUGCCCAGUACAGUAUUAAAAUCUCAGCCUUAACAAUCAACGGAAGUGGUCCUGCCACAGAUUGGAUCAUUGUAGAUACAUAUCAAAAUGACUUGGAUGAAACUAGAGUGCCUGACAGACCAAGUUCCUUGCGAGCAAAACCCACUGCUGAUACAAUCUAUGUUGUGUGGACACCCCCUCGAAACCUAAACACCAUGAUAAGGGGGUAUACGAUUGGAUGGGGCAUUGGAUUUCCUGACGUAUACACCAAAGUCUUAGAUGGAAAACAGCGAUAUUACAAUAUAGAAAAUUUACAACCCUCUUCUGAGUAUGUUAUCAGUUUGCGAGCCUUUAACCAAGUCGGUGAUGGCAUACCCAUUUAUGAAACUGUGAAAACGUUAAUACAAGCCCCACCAGAGCCUUUGACACCUAUGCUGCCGCCUGUAGGCCUCAAGGCUAUGGUUUUAUCCUCAUCAUCUGUUGUCUUGUACUGGACGGACAGCACUUUAUCUCGAAAUCAGCUGGUUACUGACAAUCGAUAUUAUACAGUGCGUUACAGUCCUUAUUCCACUUCAUCUAGCUCCAAAUUUCGAUAUUUUAAUUCCACUGACUUGAACUGUAUGAUUGACGAUUUACGACCAAACACUCAGUAUGAGUUCAGUGUGAAAGUCGUCAAAGGUUCAAGAGAAAGUACAUGGAGUAUGAGUGUAAUAAACAAUACUCUGGAGGCUUCUCCAUCAUCACCCCCACGAGACUUAACUGUGAUACCUUCUGAAGAUGAUGUAUCAUCUGUAACAUUGACUUGGCAACCACCUAAACAACCCAAUGGUCAAAUCACAGGAUAUGUGGUCUUUUAUACAACAGACAACACACAGGACAGAGAUUGGAUUGUUGAUGGAAUAAUAGGAGAUAAAUUAUCUUCUACAUUAAGAAGUCUGUUGCCAGAUACUGUUUAUUACUUCAAAAUCCAAGCUAAAAAUUCUAAAGGUUAUGGUCCAUUUUCAUCUGAAGUUGUGUACAAAACACCACCAGGUAUGGCAAACAAUUUUUUAUACAUCAUCAUCGCAGCUGUCUCAGGUGGUAUCGUAGUCAUCAUCCUCAUCAUCAUAGUGUCAGUAACUUGUAGACGCCGGCACAAUAACUACCUUGCUCCAGUACAAAAGAACAGAUAUGGGGGACAAAAAGCAACAGGCCGCGAAUUGAAGCCUCCAGACUUGUGGAUCCACCAUGAUCAGAUGGAGUUGAAGGAGAAAGUGAGGCAGGGUGAUCAUUCCGGAUUAUCCAGGAGUCCUCAUGAAACUGACAUCAUGAUUGAUGUGAUGGAAAAGAAAAAGGGAUCAUAUAUUGCAGAUGAUAUGGCAUCAUUAGAUGGUGUGUCUGAAUCUAGUCAAUCCAGAGUAAAAUCAUUUUUAUUACCUCCCGAAAGUUUCUCCCUCCCUCCACCUCCUCCCACCUUAUCUGCUACUACUCCUGUACCAAAUGGAGGUCUGGAAUCUCCAUAUGAAAUGGGAUCAAGUGGCUUAGCGAGACCAAUAUAUCCUCGUACACAAUACAAUAUUCCUCAUGCUCACGUCACCAUAGAUGCUGCUCAUCCUGGUUCAUCAACGUCUACUCUCACUUCUCCAUCUUCAAGAACUCAUCACCCAUAUGAUCAAGUUACAUCUCCAACUUUACACAUAACACUCGGUGGAGCUUCUGUGUUGGGUGGCUCAAGCCAACAUGCAACCUAUUCAAGCAACACUGGUGUACCUGUUGUACCACCAACAGACUGCACCUCUGUCUCAGGUACCCUUAGUAAAAGACCACCCAAUCACUCACUUAAAUCAUUUAGUGUUCCAGCACCACCUUGUCAAAGUGCUCCAACAACUCCACAACCUCGGCACAUCGUUAAACCCCAGCAAGUUGCAAGCCCCCAAAAGAAACUUUUAACGAGCGGUGGUCCAUCACCAGCAGCACCUUCAUCUCAACAAUCAACAUUAAAAUCACGCCCUUCAACAAUGCCGAGGCAACAAGAUGGAAAUAGCGACCGGGAGGACCUGCCUGUAGCCUUCUUACAGUACUGAAGAUUUAAGUGUAGAAAUGGCAAAUUUAGAAGGACUUAUGAAAGACUUGAAUGCUAUUACUGCAUCUGAAUUCGAAUGUUGAAACUAGAAAAACAGAUUUUGUUUCACUAAACUUUGCUUAGGAAUGUGCCACUUACUCCAACAGAUGGUGUAAAGUGUGAAAUGCCUGUGCAACUAUCUACACCUGUGAUUUACUGUUGAAAAAAAAAACCUACUUAUCUUCUUUAACUCUGAAAAUUCAUUGCAUUCUUUCAUUCAUCUUCAUGAAGAGUUUUGCCUUCAUUCAUUAUUUAUAAUGCCAAAAUGUGAACAUGUUUUAAUUUGUAACUGUGCUGUAUAAAUAUUUAUAAUGCACAGUUUUUAUGUACAAAACAUAUAUUUUGAAUCUUUUAAGUUUUGCUUUCCUUUCUACAGAUUUUAAAAUAUAUAUUAUAUCAUUCUCAGACUUGAGAAAAAAAUUAGAAUUGAUUUAAUGGAUCAUUGAACAAUUUGAACGUGCUUAAGCAAAUCUUAAGAUACUGGAUGUUUUAAUCGGUACUAACAAAUAUUUCCAUAAUAUUUUAUCUUGUGCUGAAACUAUUUUACAGGGAACAUUUUAAAUUUGUUCAUUCUGCCAUUCUGAAAUAAAUCAUAUUUUAAAAUCUAGGAUCAUGAAUAUACUUUUGGUUUAAGUAUUAGUUUUCACAAAAAAAUGAAAAAUCAGUUACAAUUUAAAUAGUUAAAGAGUUGAGAAAGAGAACAUGUUUAGUAGCAUUCUGAAACGAAACAGAUUUUCAAAUUUAAAAACAUGUCUGAAAAGAAAAUUUCAGAGUUUAAAUAUGUUAUGUUCGAAUUUUAAAAGUUUUCUCAAAUUACCAGAUUUAAGAGCAUAGAGUCAGCACAGAGUGUAACACGUAAAUUUAUUCUGGAGUCUUUAAAAAAAAAAAAAGAAAGAUUAUGAUUAUUUUUAAUUAAAUCGGAUGCUUUGUAAGCAAUUAUCUAACAUUUUCAAAUGUUAUCUUGCAUGUUCUUUCCCAAAGCUCUGUGAGUGUUCAUAUAAUGUUUAAAAGUCUUAAUUAAAGUUAUCAAAAAUAUAAAAAAAGCUUAAAAAAAUAAUAUUUUGAUAACAUUUCAGCAUCGGUUAAAAAUAAAAAAAAUAUGAUUUUUGCAAAGUAGUUGAAUUUGAGCAUAUUACACAAUAUUUUAAAACUAGAGUUUUAUCACAAUUUUCUUUAUUUCCAAUAAGUGUUUUACUGCUGUUAAAAUACAUUGACUGCACAAAUAAUUAAAGAAAGGAAGAAAAUGUUAGUACUCAUUAGAACACCAAUAUGCUCUAUACAAUCAUGUUUUUGAGUUAUACAAUAUCAAAAAUGCAAACAAUUAAUGCAUAAUAAUUGCAUUAUAAACAUAAUUUGUUACACAUCAAUGGUUUAAAUUGAAUCAGAAAUUGGGAAAGGGACUUUUAUAAUAGCUCAUAUAAUUUAUUUUGAAUAAAAAAAAGUUGUUUUUUUCAAGAAUCUUGAAAUAAAACAAUAACUGAAUUACAUUUUAUUUGCUAUAAUUAUUUUAUCUUGUAUAAGGAAUAAGUGCAGAUAUGUGACUGAAAUAUGCUUUCUGUGAUAAGCAUAUUCUAGAAUAAACAGGAAAGAAAAUAGAAUAAAUUUUAAAGGUCAUAGAGAAGCAGGGAUGCCAACUACAAGAGUUUCUUUAUAAUUUAUAUAGUUUUUUUU